AUGCUAUUGCCAAAGGGCGGAGUGAAUUGGAAGUCCGCCAGGGCUGGUCUGCCUCCAUGGAGGGCGGUGCUCGUUCUCCUGACGCGAACUCGCUUUUUGGUCUCCGUGGCCGUGACGGGCCUUGUUAUCCUGCUGUGGCGCGGCGUCAGCAAGUCUGCGUCGGAGAUGCAAAAUUUCUACUGCUAUGGCCCCUCCAAAUCUCCGAUGGAGAUGUCCCUCAACGAGAUGGUUGAGUGGAAUGCCCACGCCCAGACACCCGUCCUCUUCAACCACCACGAGCCCUACGAAGUUAACAGCACUUCCAUCUCUGAAAUCGAUCUCAACCCCAUCAAGUCCACCACCCAGGCCUUCCUCAACCGCGAGCGAGUUCUCAUCCUGACCCCUCUUCGCGACGCCUCCCCCUACCUCGCGAAUUACUUCGACCUCCUGUACAAGUUGACCUAUCCCCACGACCUGAUCGACCUAGCCUUCCUUGUCGGUGACUCCAAGGAUGACACCCUGGCCGAUCUUGCGUCCGAGCUCGAUCGCAUCCAGAACCACGCCGAUGAAAAAAUUCGCUUCCGCAGCGCGACCGUCAUCAAGAAGGACUUUGGUGCCGAGACCGAAAUGAGUGUGGAGGAGCGACACUCCUUCGCUGCUCAGGGUCCUCGGCGCAAGGCGAUCGGCCGUGCCCGCAACUACCUGCUGUAUUCGGCCCUCAAGCCCGACCACUCGUGGGUUUACUGGCGUGACGUGGAUAUUACGGAUUGCCCGGAGCGCAUUUUGGAGGACUUCAUGGCUCACGACAAGGAUAUUCUUGUGCCGAACAUUUGGUUCCACCGCUACCGUGAUAACCGCGACGUUGAGGGUCGCUUCGACUACAACUCGUGGAUCGAAUCCGACAAGGCCCGCCGCCUGCGCGAAACGCUGGACCCCGACACUGUUCUGGCCGAAGGCUACAAGGAGUACGACACUGGCCGUACAUACCUGGUUAGCAUGGGUGACUGGAGAAAGAACAAGGACGAGGAGGUCGAGCUUGACGGCAUUGGUGGCGUCAACAUCCUUGUCAAGGCUGAUGUUCACCGUUCGGGCAUCAACUUCCCUGCAUACGCUUUCGAGAACCAGGCCGAAACCGAAGGCUUCGCCAAGAUGGCCAAGCGCGCCGGCUACCAGGUCGUCGGACUGCCCAACUACGUGGUCUGGCACAUUGACACGGACGAGAAGCCCGGCAACCUGGGAGAUCGCAAGGCGUACUAA
Penicillium canariense is the source of this 1236-nucleotide messenger RNA. RefSeq names its product ANP1/MMN9/VAN1 family protein. Gene Ontology annotation, biological process: protein N-linked glycosylation; cell wall mannoprotein biosynthetic process. The coding region runs from base 1 to 1236 and encodes 411 amino acids. The transcript is spliced from 5 exons. Gene Ontology annotation, cellular component: mannan polymerase complex. NCBI's taxonomy places the organism in Eukaryota, Fungi, Ascomycota, Eurotiomycetes, Eurotiales, Aspergillaceae. Gene Ontology annotation, molecular function: alpha-1,6-mannosyltransferase activity. The record is from RefSeq and is a predicted model, not a curated record.